UUGUGUUUGUUUUUUUUUUAAUCUCAAGAGGGAGUCUGACGCUGUUUUGUAAAAACUGAUUUAUUUCUCAUCUGGUUCAAUUUCCUCUGACAUGGAAGUGAGAUGUCGUCCAGCGGUGAUGUGCUGUGUCUUUGCCGUCCUCUGCUCCGUGGUUCCCCGCUCGCUGGCGGCUUCCUUCCGGGACAGACAGUACCUGAACGAGUGGGCAGUGGAGAUCCCCGGCGGGCGCUCCGCGGCGGAGUCCAUCGCCCGGGAGCUGGGCUACGACCUGGUCCGACAGAUUGGGGCCCUGGAAGACCUUUUCUUGUUCAAACACCGCAAUCAUCCUAGCAGAAUGAAACGCAGCGCCACCCAUGUGACCAGGCAGCUGUCUGAGGAUGAUCGGGUGCUGUGGGCAGAACAGCAGUACGAGAAGCGACGCAACAAGCGGGCGUCCCUCAGGGAGUGUCGAGACUGCCCAGCAGACAAGCUGUUUGAUGACCCCAUGUGGAACCAGCAGUGGUACCUGCAAGACACGCGGACGUCAUCCUCGCUGCCGAAGCUCGACCUGCACGUGAUCCCCGUGUGGCAGAAAGGCAUCACGGGGAAAGGAGUGGUCAUCACCGUCCUCGAUGACGGACUGGAGUGGAACCACACAGACAUCUACUCCAACUACGACCCGGCAGCCAGCUAUGACUUCAACGACAACGACCCGGACCCCUUCCCCCGAUACGACUCCACCAAUGAAAACAAGCAUGGCACCCGGUGCGCUGGGGAAAUCGCUAUGCAAGCAGACAACAAUAAAUGUGGGGUUGGAGUGGCCUACAACUCCAAAGUGGGAGGGAUUCGUAUGCUGGAUGGGAUUGUGACUGAUGCCAUUGAAGCGAGCUCCAUCGGGUUCAAUCCAAACCACGUGGACAUCUACAGUGCCAGCUGGGGACCCAAUGAUGACGGCAAGACAGUGGAGGGUCCUGGUCGUCUGGCCCAGAAGGCCUUUGAAUACGGUAUCCAGAAGGGCCGCGGUGGGAAAGGUUCUAUCUUUGUCUGGGCUUCAGGCAAUGGCGGGCGCCAGGGCGAUAACUGUGACUGCGAUGGCUACACAGACAGCAUCUACACCAUCUCCAUCAGCAGUGCCUCCCAGCAGGGCCUGUCUCCCUGGUAUGCAGAGAAGUGCUCUUCCACUCUGGCUACAGCGUACAGCAGCGGAGACUACACUGACCAGAGGAUUACGAGUGCCGAUCUGCACAAUGAGUGCACUCAGACUCACACUGGGACGUCUGCUUCUGCCCCACUGGCUGCUGGGAUAUUUGCCCUUGCACUUGAACAAAAUCCUGAUCUCACCUGGAGAGACCUGCAGCAUAUUGUAGUCUGGACCUCAGAGUUUGAUCCUCUGGCCAAUAACCCAGGAUGGAAGAAAAAUGGAGCUAAUCUGAUGGUCAACAGCCGCUUUGGCUUCGGUCUCCUCAAUGCCAAAGCCCUGGUGGACCUUGCAGACCCCGCCACCUGGAAACAUGUGCCAAAGAAGAAGCAGUGCAUCGUCAGAGACGAUUCUUUUCAGCCGAGGGAGCUAAAAGCAGCGGGGGAGAUCACUAUAGAGAUUCCAACCACGGCCUGCGCGGGACAGGACAACGCCGUCCGCUCGCUGGAGCACGUGCAGGUGGAGGCCAGCAUCGAAUACACCAGGAGAGGAGACCUGCACAUCACACUCACCUCCCCAGCCGGCACCAGCACAGUGCUGCUCGCUGAGCGAGAGAGGGACACAUCCUCCAACGGCUUCAGAAACUGGGACUUCAUGUCCGUCCAUACAUGGGGAGAAAAUCCUGCUGGUAAAUGGAUGCUGAAGAUCACAGAUACUUCGGGCCGUAUGGAGAAUGAAGGCAGGAUUUUGAACUGGAAGCUGAUUCUUCACGGGACUUCAGAGACACCAGAACACAUGAAGAAACCACGAGUGUACACCCCUUACAAUGCCGUGCAGAACGACCGCCGCGGCGUCGAACACAUGGAUGACAUGAUGGAGGAGCCCACGCAGACGCACCCACCUGAGAAAACUGAGACGGCACGAGCCUCCUCUCCUUCCACUUCAGAGAAGGAUCCUCAAAAGGCCUCAGAUCCCCCCGCCUCCCCCUCUCUGGCCCUGCUCCGUCUCCUGCAGGCGGCCUUCAACAGGCAGACCCCGGCCCUGCAGCAGCCCCCGGCCUCUGCCAGGCUCUCCCCGGCUCUGAGGAGGCAGCAGCAGCCGGCCCUCGCCCUCUCCCCUCCUGCAACGAGACUCCCGCCUCAGAAGUUGUACCAGGCCCUGGAUAUGAUCAACAAGUACCGGGGCGCGCAGGACAGCGUCUACAGUGACUACAGCGACGGCUUCUACCGCACCAAGCCGUACAGGCACAGAGAUGACCGGCUGCUGCAGGCCCUGUUCGACAUGCUGGACGACUUUAGCGAGUGAAAGCCUGGUCAGGAGGGGGAGGUGGCGUGUGGCGUUGGUUUGGGAGCAGAGGAACAAGGCGAAGAGAAGAGAGAGAGAGAGAGAGCAAAGAGAUAAGACCAGGCUUUAGAACAGAAAUGAGGAAAGUUUUACGACUCAAUUCUACCCCAAAUGCUGCAUACCU
Molecule: messenger RNA, 2585 nt
Organism: Salarias fasciatus (jewelled blenny)
Lineage: Eukaryota; Metazoa; Chordata; Actinopteri; Blenniiformes; Blenniidae
Gene: pcsk1
Product: proprotein convertase subtilisin/kexin type 1
Exons: 14
Coding region: 92-2422 (776 amino acids)
Biological process (GO): peptide hormone processing
Cellular component (GO): membrane; neuron projection
Molecular function (GO): serine-type endopeptidase activity
Source: RefSeq, a predicted model, not a curated record